This is a messenger RNA of Coffea arabica (coffee), 2027 nucleotides long. RefSeq lists its product as uncharacterized. The record is from RefSeq and is a predicted model, not a curated record. NCBI's taxonomy places the organism in Eukaryota, Viridiplantae, Streptophyta, Magnoliopsida, Gentianales, Rubiaceae.
AACAUUAGAACAACUCAACCAAUGAUGACCAGUGCAUACUGGGUUCAAAACGGACAUGGCCCAGGUCACGUCAGGACAAGAUGGGGAAGUCGAAGUUGAGAAUCAGACGCCGCUCUCGCCGUGGUGCAUACGCAACAGAGGAGGCCUGUAUUCCAUAUUUUAAACUUAUUCCGGCUCGGAUUCCUCCCGACUCCGUCCCUUGCUUAAAACCCACAAUUUCAGCUUACUUAUACUGCUAUGCCUCUCUAAUUCUCCAGAAUUCCCCCUACGUAUGCAGCCGGCUCCACCUUUAAAUCUUCAAAGCACCACCACCACCAUUACUCUCUGAAGUCUCUCUCUCAAUCGCUCUUUCAAUACGGUCCCCUGCGAUUGCCUUCACCUCCGCAGCCUUCCGCCGCCAGUCGUCUUACUCAUCCAUUUCCAAUAAUGUCGUCCUGCUCUUCUCAACCUCAGACUCACGUUGUUCAAACAGUUUCUAUUUCAUACACGCAACUCAAGGAUAAAGGUGCUGAUUUGUCCGCAAAGAUUGAGGAAGGCUUUGGGCCAAAUGGUUCCUGGGUAUUCAUCAUUGCGUCAAAACCUUCUCCAUCUUUCACCUCGAUUAGCAGGCCUUUCAGAUGAUCAGAAGAGGGACCUCGAAGACCCUGAUAGUAGAUACAACUUCGGAUGGAGUCAUGGAAAAGAGAAGCUUGAAUCCGGAAAGCCAGAUACACUGAAAGGGUCAUUUUACGCAAAUCCAGUACUAGAUAAACCUACCAGUGACCCAGCCCUUAUUCAACGGUACCCUUCAUACUGUGGAGCAAAUAUUUGGCCUCGUAGUGCUCUCCCAGAACUCGAACCAGCUUUUAAACCUCUCGGGAAGCUGAUUCUGGAAGUUGGGAUGUUGUUGGCAUAUCACUGUGACCUCUAUGCAUUUCAAGGGAUGAAAAUGCUUGAGGAUGAUGGCCUUGAACAGAUACUUCGUCGCUCAAGAUGUCAUAAAGGUCGUCUGUUGUACUAUUUUCCUGCGAAACACAGUAGUUGCAGUCAGGAUGGUGAGUCGAUGUCAUCUUGGUGUGGAUGGCACACUGAUCAUGGUUCUCUGACGGGUCUCACGCGUGCCAUGUUUAAGAAGGAUGCUGUAGAAAUAUCUUGCCCUGAUAAUGCUGCUGGGCUUUAUGUAAAAUCACGUAGUGGCCAAUUAGUCAAAGUGGUGUAUGGUGAAGAUGAAAUUGCAUAUCAAAUAGGUGAGACAACUGAGAUAUUGUCCAGAGGUCGGCUCUGUGCAACACCACAUUGUGUUCGGGCACCCUUGGGGGAAGCAGCAUUUGGCGUUGAUCGUUCGACAUUUGCAUUAUUCAUGCAGCCUGACUGUGACACAACAAAGCGGGAAUACGUUAAGUCAUCAUGUAGGACUGCCUUCUGCGGGAACUUAAGGCGGUUGCGUAUUAACAGUCAAUUUCGCCCCUGCGCCUACCUAUUCCUUUUGUUGGCGGGAUUUGGUAAUGUUCUGAGUAAUUUGUUUCGCCACUUUUACGUCUCCUUUUCUGUGUUCAAUCUGUUUACAGCUUUUUCUAAUGCUUCUACUGUACCUGUCAUUGUUAGGGACGAAAAGCUCAAGUUUCCGGAGGUGGUGCAUAUUCAUCAACAGUUAAUUCCAUCUCGUGGAUCUCUUACUUUUGGCGAGUAUACGGAGAAGCUGCUCGACAAGUAUUACCACCUGAAGAUGUAGAUACGAUAUUUUACUUUUUAUGGUGUGUAUGAUCCCUAUAAAGCGUCCCAAACUGUGUGUAAAUUAAUCUGUGCAUUGUAUAAAUGGUUCCCUAAUCUGUUAUUCGUAUACCUCCACCGAAAAGUCAACAGGCGUGCCAAGCUUGUUGAAGCUCGCAAAGCAAAAAGAUAUCUUGAACGGGUAAAAAGAUAGAUCCUAAUCAAAAGAGAUAUCUUGGUAAUCAUAGGGAUUUGAUUUUGGAAUGAUUGUUUCGAUUUUGUAAAACUGAAAAAGCUACGAGAUUAAUAGUAAUUCUUUCAGUAGGGUUUAGCUCCUA